Messenger RNA from Aspergillus versicolor CBS 583.65, 981 nucleotides. RefSeq names its product alpha/beta fold hydrolase. The coding region runs from base 1 to 981 and encodes 326 amino acids. Gene Ontology annotation, molecular function: catalytic activity. NCBI's taxonomy places the organism in Eukaryota, Fungi, Ascomycota, Eurotiomycetes, Eurotiales, Aspergillaceae. The transcript is spliced from 3 exons. The record is from RefSeq and is a predicted model, not a curated record.
AUGGCAAGUGUUGCUUUUCCUCACCUCGCAAAGGGUCAUGUUCUUUCAACAUCUCAUUCCUAUAGCUACGCCUACCAUCCUCCUACUAAUGUUUCACUGCCCACAAUCCUCUUCCUCCACGGCUUCCCAUCCUCAUGCUACGACUGGCGACACCAGAUAAAUUUCUUCUCCCAAGAGGGAUAUGGAGUGUUGGUACCGGACCUUCUGGGUUACGGCGACACAGCCAAACCCACAGCCCUGGAAGACUACAAAACCAAGAGAAUGGCAGCUGAAGUCAUCGAGCUACUCGACCACGAAGGUAUCAGUAAGGUUCACGCCGUGGGUCAUGAUACCGGAUGCAUCUUAUUAUCCCGGCUGCCAAACUACUUCCCAGAUCGUUUGCUGUCCUGCACAUUCUUAGACGUGCCCUACUCCAAGCCAGGAGAGCACUUCGAUCUCGCCACGGUGAAUGCUCUAACGAAGCAGUUCUUGGGUUACGAAAGGUUCGGGUAUCUCGAGUUUUUCACCAGAGCCAAGGCAGGAGAUAUUAUUGAUCAACAUUCAGACUCGUUCUUCACCCUCUUCUACCCACAAGACCCCAGUUUAUGGGUCGACCACGUUGGCCCAACAGGUGCGAUGGAGGCUUGGCUACUUCAGGACCGAAAGGGACCUGAGCCGACAUAUGUUAACCAGGCUGAGCGACAAAUUCACCAGGACAUUCUGCGAAACGGCCAUGGCUCAGCACUACAAUGGUACCACGCUCUUGUAGAAAACAUAAAUGAGCAAGAUGAGAUUCAAGAAAACCUCGACCCAGUACUCCCAAUGCCCGUCCUAAUGGUCUGUCCGCAGCCAAGUGCGCUUGAGCUACCAGGCGUUGAAGAACAGAUGAAGCAGGUUGCCUCUGAUUUCACAUUCAAAAGAGUGAGUACUUCGGGCCAUUGGGUGCAACUGGAAGCACGCGAUGAAAUCAAUACUAUUCUGAGGAAUUUUUUCGAGCGGUAG